AUGCCCCUCGCGCACCAAAAGUUUACGGAGGGUAAUUUACGCAACUUCGAGCAAACUUUCUGCAUCCUCUUGGCUGUUAUUCUCUUCGGAGUCAAUGCACUAUUUUGGGGUUCAGCUAUACUCAGAAUUUCUUAUUGUUUGAAAGUUAAGCUAGGUUUGAGUACAUCCCUCACAGAAUGGACGCCACACGAUGUUCCUUGGAGACGUAUCAAGAUCGUAACUUCUAAGCUUGUUUCGCUCCUCUUGUGGAUUAUAUUUUUUAUGCUUACUCUUUGUAUCCCGGCGGUACUUAUCAUCGGGCCGGGGCAUUUCUGGAAAUACAAAAUGGACGGCACAUGCAAUGGCUUCGAUACACGUAUCAAGCUCUCCGAACCAUAUGCUCGUUACUUCGGUCUUGAAAACAAAACACUACCACGUACGAGGUUUGUCUCUCCUCAUUUUAUGCAAACUCCAGGUCGAUAUACAUAUCCCUCAUCCGAUGAUUACGAAUCCUACCCAUCCGGGAUCGACCUCUUCAACAUCAUCAAAGUAAACGCAACGACACCAGCCAACAACUCAUCCACAACACUCAAGCCCUUCGAAGAAUACUGGCGCAUAAUGGGAAUCUACGGCGACAACCCACUCCAUCUAGAUUUCGACCUUGAGCACCACUCCUGGCGCAUGAGCAAAGGCAGCAUCGUCAUCGACCCCGAGGACCCCAGUUCCUCAUUCUACCCCGGUCGUCUAUACAGAAAAUUACUCCCGCAACACUUUUACAACCCCGAUCUCACCAGCGAUCUAACGCCCAAUUUUGAAACCGCAAUUCAGAAUCUUACACAAGUACGUAAUGGAACAUGGACACUUACGCACGCCAAAGGACAAGAUACCCAAUUCCCAGAAUUAGGAUUGGUGAUUCCGAAAUGGUGGUUAUUCGAUAAACAUUGCGCGUAUCAAAGUUUCAUGCGAGUUUUCAGGGAGAAUGUCGGUGCGGGAGGAAGAACUAAAGAUGGGAUUUACAGAAAUUGGGAAAGGGGUAGUGUGAGGGAAGAAGUGAUGAGAACGAUGAGUUAUGGCUAUGGAGGUCAUGAUGGAUUGGAAGUUUGCGCGAGGAGGAAUGAAUAUACGUGGAAAAGUAAAGGGGUAGAGGGGAGAGAAGAGGGAUUGGGAGAGGAUCUUUUGGUGCCCUUGGGUUUGAUGGCUGUGGUUAGGAAACGGAUGAGAGAUGAACAGAGGAAGUUGGAGUUUUGUCCGUGGCCUGAACAUUGA
Molecule: messenger RNA, 1245 nt
Organism: Sclerotinia sclerotiorum 1980 UF-70
Lineage: Eukaryota; Fungi; Ascomycota; Leotiomycetes; Helotiales; Sclerotiniaceae
Exons: 2
Coding region: 1-1245 (414 amino acids)
Source: RefSeq, a predicted model, not a curated record